AUGUCCUUCAUUAAAAACUUGCUAUUUGGGGGUGUUAAAACAAGUGAGGAUCCAACUGGUCUCACCGGAUCCGGAGGCUCGAAUACGAACGACUCCAACAAACCUAGCGAACCAGUGGUAGCUGGUAAUUUUUUUCCCAGAACACUUUCAAAAUUCAAUGGGCAUGAUGAUGAGAAAAUAUUCAUUGCUAUUAGGGGCAAAGUCUACGACUGUACAAGGGGAAGGCAGUUUUACGGUCCCAGUGGGCCAUACACUAACUUUGCAGGCCAUGAUGCUUCGCGUGGUCUGGCUUUAAACUCUUUCGAUCUGGACGUUAUCAAGGAUUGGGACCAGCCUAUCGAUUCCUUAAAUGAUCUGACCAGAGAACAGAUCGAUGCGCUGGAUGAGUGGCAAGAGCAUUUUGAAAACAAGUAUCCUUGCAUUGGUACUUUGAUUCCAGAGCCGGGCGUGAACGUAUGA
Molecule: messenger RNA, 459 nt
Organism: Saccharomyces mikatae IFO 1815
Lineage: Eukaryota; Fungi; Ascomycota; Saccharomycetes; Saccharomycetales; Saccharomycetaceae
Gene: DAP1
Product: Dap1p
Exons: 1
Coding region: 1-459 (152 amino acids)
Cellular component (GO): membrane; endomembrane system
Source: RefSeq, a predicted model, not a curated record